Molecule: messenger RNA, 1449 nt
Organism: Nematostella vectensis (starlet sea anemone)
Lineage: Eukaryota; Metazoa; Cnidaria; Anthozoa; Actiniaria; Edwardsiidae
Product: dnaJ homolog subfamily B member 4
Exons: 1
Coding region: 146-1201 (351 amino acids)
Biological process (GO): negative regulation of transcription by RNA polymerase II
Cellular component (GO): cytosol
Molecular function (GO): protein-folding chaperone binding
Source: RefSeq, a predicted model, not a curated record
UUACUUCGAAUUAUUUCGCGAAUGUUGUGGAAAGAUCGAGAAGCCGAAAUGGGAGGGUAUAUAAACAGCCGCGCUUGCUUGCAAGUCAAUUCUACGAGAAAACGAUAUAGACAAGAGCAGAGAGUCAUUAUCUACGAUAAAAAAUAUGGGUAAAGACUACUACGCAGUGCUAAACGUUGACAAAGCAGCGAGUGCAGACGACAUCAAGAAAGCUUAUCGAAAACAAGCUUUGAAAUAUCACCCGGACAAAAACAAAAGUCCAGGAGCUGAAGAGAAAUUUAAAGAAAUCUCUGAAGCUUACGAAGUUCUGAGUGACCCCAAAAAGAAAGAGAUCUACGACCAAUAUGGCGAAGAAGGCCUCAAAGGCACACCACCACCACAAAAUGGAGGCGGCCAUGGUUUUUCCGGUGCAAAUUUUGGUCCCGGUUUCACUACGUUCACUUACACAAGUGGGGAUGCCCGAGAAACCUUUUCCAGAGUAUUCGGAGACGAAGAUCCGUUCGCAGAUCUGAUCGGUGGACUUGGAGGGUUUAGUUUCUUUAAUGGAAUGGGCUCACACCAGCGAAAAGGACGUGUUCACUCUAACUUCAACAUGAUGGACGAUGAAAACAUGAACUCUUUUGAAUUUGGUGCACCGCCGAAGAAACAAAAAGUCCAAGAUCCACCGCUCGAAAGGGAUCUCUUAGUCAGCCUCGAAGAGCUCUACAAAGGUACAACUAAAAAGAUGAAAAUUUCAAGAAAAGUCCCCGAUCCUAAUGGGUCUCAACGAUUGGAGGAGAAAAUUUUGACAGUGAACGUCAAGCCUGGAUGGAAAGAGGGUACAAAAAUCACAUUCCCCAAAGAGGGUGAUCGAAAACCUGGAGUCAUUCCCGCCGACGUGGUGUUUAAAAUCAAGGACAAACCACACAAGCACUUUACAAGAGAUGGCGAUAACAACUUGGUAUACAAAGCUAAGAUUUCCCUUCGAGAUGCUUUAGGUGGGACUACUAUCAGCGUUCCAACCCUUAGUGGGAGAACUGUGCAAGUGCAUAAUGCCGAUGUCAUUCAGCCAGGAUCAUCAAAAAGAAUAGUCGGGGAAGGACUGCCCAUGCCAAAAGACAAUAGCCGUAAAGGGGACUUGAUCAUUAAAUAUGAUGUUUAUUUGCCAAAUAACAUAACUCCUGCUCAGAAACAGGUUUUAAUGAAUACUUUGCCUAAGUAGUCCAAAUAAUAAAACAAUGUUGAAAGUAUCACACUCGUACCCAGUCUGAAAACUAGGAAGAAGAAGCAAGAGGAGAGAAAUAUUUAAUACAAAGCAAUCAUUACGAUGCUCUAGGGAACCAAAAUCCUUUGCUUGUCUUGUUCUCUGUCACCAUAUAUUUAAUGACUGGCUACGAGUCUGAGAAAGUAUUGAGAUAUGUAAAUAGUUCUGCACAACGAAAAUUUUCAAUAAAUAUUGAAUACGUAAAA